Molecule: messenger RNA, 582 nt
Organism: Vombatus ursinus (common wombat)
Lineage: Eukaryota; Metazoa; Chordata; Mammalia; Diprotodontia; Vombatidae
Product: olfactory receptor 5W2-like
Exons: 1
Biological process (GO): G protein-coupled receptor signaling pathway; sensory perception of smell
Cellular component (GO): membrane
Molecular function (GO): olfactory receptor activity; odorant binding
Source: RefSeq, a predicted model, not a curated record
AUGGCCUUUGAUCGCUACAUGGCAAUAAGUAACCCUUUGCUUUAUACAGUAAAUAUGUCUAGCCAGGUCUGCUACUUAUUGAUGGCAGGUGUCUACAUGGUGGGGGUGGUGGAUGCUCUGAUCCAUACUACUUUCACCUUCACUCUGAGUUUCUGCAGGUCCAAUGAGAUUAAUCAUUUCUUCUGUGAUGUUCCUCCUCUUUUAUUAAUCUCUUGUUCUGAUACCCAUGUCAAUGAGCUGGUGAUCUUCACUGUCUUUGGCUUUAUUGAAAUGGUCACCAUUUCAGUGGUUCUCAUUUCUUAUUGUUACAUAAUCUUGUCUGUGUUGAAGAUCCACUCCACUGAGGGCAGAUACAAAACAUUUUCAACGUGUAUUUCUCACUUAACUGCUGUCACAAUCUUGCAGGGUACAAUGCUUUUUAUGUACUUCAGGCCUAGUUCUGCCUAUUCACUAGAGCAAGACAAAAUGACCUCCGUGUUUUAUACUCUUGUCAUUCCCAUGUUAAACCCCUUGAUCUACAGUUUGAGAAACAAAGAUGUGAAAGGGGCCCUGGGAAAACUGAAAAAUAAAAUAUGUUCUUAA